Gigantopelta aegis is the source of this 1653-nucleotide messenger RNA. Its product is annotated as proline-rich protein 2-like. Bases 1 to 1653 code for a protein of 550 amino acids. The record is from RefSeq and is a predicted model, not a curated record. The transcript has a single exon. Lineage: Eukaryota; Metazoa; Mollusca; Gastropoda; Neomphalida; Peltospiridae.
AUGUACGCCGCCCUGGGCAAGUCACUGGUCAUACCUGAGGCAGGUCCUCCGCCCUGGGCCAAGUCACUGGUCAUAACUGAGGCAGGUCCGCCGCCCUGGGCCAAGUCACUGGUCAUAUCUCAGGCAGGUCCGCCGUCCUGGGCCAAGUCACUGGUCAUACCUGAGGCAGGUCCGCCGCCCUGGGUCAAGUCACUGGUCAUAGCUGAGGCAGGUCCUCCGUCCUGGGCCAAGUCACUGGUCAUACCUGAGGCAGGUCCGCCGUCCUGGGCCAAUUCACUGGUCAUACCUGAGGCAGGUCCGCCGCCCUGGGUCAAGUCACUGGUCAUAUCUGAGGCAGGUCCUCCGUCCUGGGCCAAGUCACUGGUCAUACUUGAGGCAGGUCCGCCGCCCUGGGCCAAGUCACUGGUCAUACCUGAGGCAGGUCCUCCGUCCUGGGCCAAGUCACUGGUCAUAUCUGAGGCAAGUACUCCGUCCUGGGCCAAGUCACUGGUCAUACCUGAGGUAGGUCCUUCGUCCUGGGCCAAGUCACUGGUCAUACCUGAGGUAGGUCCUUCGUCCUGGGCCAAGUCACUGGUCAUACCUGAGGCAGGUCCUCCGUCCUGGGCCAAGUCACUGGUCAUACGAGAGGUAUGUCCUCCGUCCUGGGAUAAGUCAGUGGUCAUACCUGAGGCAGGUCCUCCGUCCUGGGCCCAGUCACUGGUCAUACCUGAGGCAGGUCCGCCGCCCUGGGCCAAGUCACUGGUCAUACCUGAGGCAGGUCCGCCGCCCUGGGCCAAGUCACUGGUCAUACCUGAGGCAGGUCCGCCGCCCUGGGCCAACUCACUGGUCAUAUCUGAGGCAAGUACUCCGUCCUGGGCCAAGUCACUGGUCAUACCUGAGGUAGGUCCUUCGUCCUGGGCCAAGUCACUGGUCAUACCUGAGGUAGGUCCUUCGUCCUGGGCCAAGUCACUGGUCAUACCUGAGGCAGGUCCGCCGCCCUGGGCCAAGUCACUGGUCAUACCUGAGGCCGGUCCUCCGUCCUGGGCCAAGUCACUGGUCAUACCUCAGGCAGGUCCUCCGUCCUGGGCCAAGUUACUGGUCAUACCUGAGGCAGGUCCUUCGUCCUGGGCCAAGUCACUGGUCAUACCUCAGGCAGGUCCGCCGCCCUGGGCCAAGUCACUGGUCAUACCUGAGGCAGGUCCGCCGCCCUGGGCCAAGUCAAUGGUCAUACCUGAGGCAGGUCCUCCGUCCUGGGCCAAGUCACUGGUCAUAUCUGAGGCAGGUCCUCUGUCCUGGGCCAAGUCACUGGUCAUACCUGAGGCAGGUCCUCCGUCCUGGGCCAAGUCACUGGUCAUACCUGAGGCAGGUCCGCCGCCAUGGGUCAAAUCACUGGUCAUACCUGAGGCAGGUCCUCUGUCCUGGGCCAUGUCACUGGUCAUACCUGAGGCAGGUCCUCCGUUCUGGGCAAAGUCACUGGUCAUACCUGAGGCAGGUCUUCCGUCCUGGGCCAAGUCACUGGUCAUACCUGAGGUAGGUCUUCCGUCCUGGGCCAAGUCACUGGUCAUACCUGAUGCUGGUCUUCCGUCCUUGGCCAAGUCACUGGUCAUACCUGAGGCAGGUCCUCCGUCCUGGGCCAAGUCACUAAUUUUUCCUGAGGUAGGUCCUUCGUCCUGA